AUGUUUUUCAAGUCCCUGGCCAUUGCUUCGUUGGCCCUUUUGGCUGACCAGGCAUCCGCAGCCUUCGGAAUUACUACUAGCGAUGCUUCGUAUGUAAUCGAUGCUGGCUCUUCGAACUCCCUCAAGUUUACUGUCAACCGGAAAAACUGCGACAUUAAUUCCAUCAAUUACUAUGGGUCUGAGCUGCAAUACAAGUCGACUGGUUCUCAUAUCGGGUCGGGUCUUGGUAGCGCAACUGUGUCUGCAACUGAAAGUGGCGACUACAUUAAGGUGACAUGCGAAACAUCCACUUUGACGCAUUAUUAUGUUGUCCACAAGGGGGAUUCGACCAUCCACAUGGCAACAUAUACGACUGCGGAGCCCAGUAUUGGAGAACUCCGAUAUAUCGCGCGCCUGAAUGCAGACCUGCUCCCCAGCGAAGAGCCAUUUGGCGAUGUGUCCAAUACCGGAGGUGGUUCUGCUGUUGAGGCAGAGGAUGUGUUCUUAGUUGACGGAGAAACGCGAAGCAAGUUCUACUCUAGCCAACGGUUUAUUGAUGACAAUAUCCACUGUGUCGCUGGAAGCGCACACCGCGUCUGCAUGAUCUUGAAUCAAUACGAAACAUCCGCUGGUGGACCUUUCCAGCGUGAUAUCAACACCAACAAUGGCGGCUCUUACACUGGCCUAUACUGGUACAUGAAUUCCGGACACGUUAAGACCGAGACCUACCGCCAGGGCUUGCACGGCCCUUCCAAGCUCGACACAUCGUUCUUUGCCGACCUCGAUAUCAAGGGAUAUGUUGCCACAUCUAAGAGAGGCUAUGUUAAGGGUACUGCAUCCGGGGCGGACUCGACUUUUAAAUGGGUGAUCCACUGGAAAAAUGAUGACGCACAGUACUGGACCUACGCUUCAUCUUCCGGGGCUUUCACCUCCCCCGCCAUGAAGCCCGGCACCUACGACAUGGUAUACUAUCAGGGCGAAUUCUCCGUUGCCACCUCGUCGGUGACUGUUACUGCCGGAUCAACCACGUCGAAGAGUAUCUCCGGGUCUGUAAAGACAGGAACAACAGUGUUCAAGAUUGGAGAUUGGGAUGGAACACCAAACGGCUUCCGAAACGCGGCCAACCAGCUCCGCAUGCAUCCCUCCGACAAGCGCAUGUCUUCCUGGUCCCCAGGAACAUACACAGUUGGCAGCUCUAAACUCUCCGAUUUCCCCAUGGCUCUCUUCAAAGCGGUGAACUCACCAUUGACAAUUAAAUUCACGGCAUCUUCUUCGCAGACCGGAGCUGCGACCCUGAGAAUUGGUACGACUCUUGCCUUUGCGUCUGGUCGGCCCCAGGUUGUGGUAAACAAAUAUUCGGGCGACAUCCCAUCUGCCCCAACUAACCUCAACUCCCGUGGCGUGACUCGCGGCGCAUACAGAGGUCUCGGAGAGGUUUACGAUAUUAAGGUUCCGGCUGGAACUAUCGUCGCUGGAACUAACACUAUCACCAUCAGUGUUGCUUCUGGUAGCUCUGGAGAUGAUUACCUGAGUCCGAACUUUAUCUUCGACUGUGUGGAGCUCUUCCAGUAA
Penicillium verrucosum is the source of this 1551-nucleotide messenger RNA. RefSeq names its product putative rhamnogalacturonase B (gene rglA). Gene Ontology annotation, molecular function: carbon-oxygen lyase activity, acting on polysaccharides; carbohydrate binding. The transcript has 13 exons. Bases 1 to 1551 code for a protein of 516 amino acids. Lineage: Eukaryota; Fungi; Ascomycota; Eurotiomycetes; Eurotiales; Aspergillaceae. The record is from RefSeq and is a predicted model, not a curated record. Gene Ontology annotation, biological process: pectin catabolic process.